This is a messenger RNA of Corythoichthys intestinalis (scribbled pipefish), 3312 nucleotides long. It is a transcript of the gene angel2, whose product is annotated as angel homolog 2 (Drosophila). The transcript has 9 exons. Lineage: Eukaryota; Metazoa; Chordata; Actinopteri; Syngnathiformes; Syngnathidae. The record is from RefSeq and is a predicted model, not a curated record. Gene Ontology annotation, biological process: 3'-UTR-mediated mRNA stabilization. Gene Ontology annotation, molecular function: 3'-5'-RNA exonuclease activity; mRNA 3'-UTR binding. The coding region runs from base 914 to 2401 and encodes 495 amino acids.
ACCUCCUCCACUUUUGACAAUUUGUAAAGCUGUAACACACAUAUAUACACUUAUGUUCAAAACGACCCGCAUUUUACCAAUCAAACAAUUGACACAAAACAAUUGGUGUUCAAACAUCCAUCCAGUCUGCUAUAGUAGAUUAAAUUUGCCUAAUUUGGUUGACAAAAGUCAUCGAGCUUAAAUGCUACGAAAGCUGACGUAUUUACAGUUCUCGUAGCAAAUCGCUCACAUGUAAAUCCAGAAACUGUAGCUGUAAACUUUGUUACAAAUGCAUACACAAACAUAUAUUAGCAGAAACAACUUACAGCCUUAUGUGGGCAAAAGCACAUGCGUCGUGAUCCGGGGACCACCUGUUACAUGUUGAUUAUUUCCGAUCGUUCCAAUAUUGUUCAGGCCUAACCCAAACAAGGCUAUUCAAGUUAAGUAGUGAAAAUUCUUCUAGUUUUAGUAUCGCAAUAUAAUAUUGCAAUAUAUUGCAAGCCCCCCAAAAAUCGCAAUGAUAGUUUUUUCCAAUAUGUUCAGGCCUUCUAUAUAAGUACUCUCCAUUUACCAUAAGCAAUGAAUGAAUUUUAAAAAUCAUUAUUCCAUUUUUAUAUUAUUUCUUAUAGAAUAACAAAUGAAUACAAUUUUAAUAAAGGCUAAAUCCAUUGUAAUGAAUAAAAAUAAAUACACUAACCCCUGUGGGGGAAAAAAAACAAAAAAAAUUCACGUCAAGUUCCCUUUUUACGUCACAUGACGUGACAGGGGGGGUCAUCCGCAGGUCGGGCAGGGUCUCCCGGUCGGCCCAACCAUAAAUUCCAACCCUCUCGCCAAAAUAUGUACUGUACACGUCGUUGAGAAGAGAAGCUAGCAUGUUGCUUCGGAAGAAACGUCACCUGCUCGUUCGUUGCUAGCUGACAGACACACCCGUGACAUGCUGCUUGCCCAGUUGAACGGCGUCGCCGGUCGCCUCAUUCCCCGACAUUUCGCCGUGUGCCUGGUCCGCUCGGCCCCGGCUCCUCGUCCUCGACCGUUGUCCUCGUCUGGCGGUUCCGGGAUGGAGCGCGGAGCCUGCUGGCCUUCUAUAAAACGCAAGAGGAGCGCAGAGAAGAAGAAGCGAGAAGGCGCCGUGAAGGACCUUCCGGCAAAAGAUUUGGGCGGAGAUGUUAAGAGCAAAGAGGCGGAGAACUUCCCCUCCUUUGAGGAACCGGCGCCAGGUGGUGCCGCAAGCGCGCUUCUGGCCCGACGUUGGGAAGUGUGGCCGGACCGCGGCGGGGGCGCCGGAGCCUUGGACCUGUCGGUGAUGUCUUACAACAUCCUGUCUCAGGAUCUUCUGCGGGACAACUCGUACCUUUACUCGCACUGUCCGCCGGAGACGCUGGACUGGUCGCGGCGAUUACCUAACCUGCUGGCUGAGCUGCGCAACUACGACGCCGACGUGCUGUGUCUUCAGGAAGUCCAGGAGGACCACUUUGAGACGCAGAUCAAACCUGCGCUGGACGCACAAGGUUACGAAUGCGUUUACAAGAAGCGAACGGGCGAGAAAGCGGACGGCUGCGCGGUGGCCUUCAAGACCUCGCGCCUCUCCCUGCUCUCGUCCAAUCCGGUGGAGUUCUUCCGACCGGGCGACGCCCUUUUGGACCGCGACAACGUAGGACUAGUGCUGCUGCUGCGGCCCAAGGAGGGCGCUCUCACCAACUCGUCUGGCUUUUUGUGCGUCGCCAACACGCACCUGCUGUACAACCCGCGGCGAGGCGACGUCAAGCUGGCCCAGCUGGCCGUCCUGUUGGCCGAGAUCGGACGCUUGUCCCGUCUCCCGGACGGCGCCGCCAACUCCGUUCUUCUGUGCGGAGACUUCAACUCGACGCCGUGGAGUCCGCUGCUCACGUUCCUCCUGGCCGGACGACUCAAAUAUCGCCACCUUCCAAUCUCAGCGGUGUCGGGUCAGGAAUACGGUUCUCGGGGUCAGCGCCUGCUGGAAAACCCCAUCUGGUCGCCCACGUUGGGUAUCAACCAGCGGUGUCAGUACGAGAGCACCCGCGACGGUGACUCGUCUUCCACCUCCGUCGCAGAAGGAGAAACGGCUCAUCUGAAGGCAGAAGACGUCGCCAAACAACAGAAAGCAUUAAAAAGUUGGCUUCUGGAACACGACCUUCGCCUGCGAUCGUCGUACGCCCCCCGCCUGCCGCCCGACGGGCGACCCGCCGUCACCACGUGCCACUCCCGCUGCGCCGCCAUGGUGGACUACAUCCUGUACACGCCCCUCGGUCCCGAGGAGCGGGGCCUCCAGCUGCUGGGCAGGCUAUCGUUGGUGGGCCGGCCCGAGUUGGAGCGCGCUGGCGGUUUGCCCAACACCCGUCAUUCCUCCGACCACGUUCCGCUGCUCGCCCGCUUCCGCUGGCACGUCGGCAACCGCUCCUGACGCAAAACUCAAAAGGUUUUUUGAUUUCAACUCGAAAAUUUUGGGCUGUCACUGUUCAGCUGCCAUGGACAGCUCCUUCAUGGACAUUCAAAAAUUGGACUUGACGUUAAUGGCAGUCAAUUUUUUUUCCCUCCGGAAAGAUGUUUUAUUCGCCAUCUUUGUUGGCUAUUUUUGUGUGAUUGAAUAAAGUCAUGUUUACAUACAGUACAGAAAUGUGUUCCGUACCAUAGAAAAAGUCCCCAAAAAAUGAAUCCCACAAAAAAUAGCAUAUAGGAAGAAAAUGGAAUUAAAUAAUUAUAGAAAUAUUAUUAAAUCCACAGAAUGAUUUCAACAGAUUUUGAUAUUUUAUAUACCGUAAUUUUCGGACUAUAAACCGCCAUCCACCAAAUUUGACACAAACCGGCAUUCAUUUAUAGAUAGGCGCACUGGACUAUGAGCUGUAGCUGUCCUCAAUGAAUUAUGGGAUAUUCACACCAAAAGAUAUUAACCGGUAACACUUUGACAGCAGCGUCAUACAACUGUCAUAAGACCAAAUGAACCUUCAUUGCUUCAAGAAAAUUCAUUUGGCCAUCACUGCUCCCUUGGGGGAGACAGUCAACCUCUGCUGCCAGCUGCUGUCAACACUGUUGUCGUCCAACACGCCUCCUAGCAUGCAUUGCAGCGCUAUAGAUGUCAAUAUCAAAAUUCAUGUUCUGUGCCAAUUCUUCACUUACUGUUCCGGUUGUUUCAUUAGUUGCUAGAUAUAAAGUGUAUUUGGUAACACUUUAUUUGACAGUAGUGCCAUAAGACUGUCAUAUGACCAUCAUAAUUAUGAAAUGAAACAGAGUUAAUUUACCCACUAACACUUAAUGACAUCUGUCAUAAGCAUUCAUUAAUGCCCAUGAUAGUGUCAUAAUUAUGACGGUCUUAUA